Molecule: messenger RNA, 4134 nt
Organism: Xenopus laevis (African clawed frog)
Lineage: Eukaryota; Metazoa; Chordata; Amphibia; Anura; Pipidae
Product: KIAA0930 S homeolog
Exons: 10
Coding region: 180-1469 (429 amino acids)
Source: RefSeq, a predicted model, not a curated record
CCCGGACGCUAAGCCCUGCCCUCGCUAAGGCCGGAGCAGGAAGCGUCCUGGGCGGAGAGGGAUUCGGCUGCUGAUCUGUUAUGGGAGACGGAAGUGGGGUCUGACGGGAGCGGCCGGGGAUGGGUCUCCCCUUUACUCAGCGCCGGGGUUUAAAGGGACAGGAGUGAGAGGAAGGGGCGAUGAGAGCUGGGGCAAUGGCCGCCGAUAAGACUUUCAGCAGGAGCGGCCGGAGGGACGAUGAGAACGGGGAUCUGGACCGAUCGCUGCAGCAAAUGAUCUCGGCCAUCGUGGAUGAGAGAAAUCGCAUGAAUAUCCGCCAGGAGAUCAGCGGCCUGGGUUGCUUUAAAGAUGACCGGAUUGUGUUCUGGACCUGGAUGUACUCCACGUAUUUCAUGGAGAAGUGGGCCCCGCGGCAGGACGACAUGCUCUUCUAUGUCCGGCGCAAGCCUGCGUACAUGGGCCCCGAUGGGAAUGAGGGGAGAAAGGUUGAGGUCGAGGUCUAUCGAAAAGACUCGAAGAAGCUCCCUGGUCUCGGAGACCCCGAUAUCGACUGGGAAGAAAGCGUCUACUUGAACCUCAUCCUACAGAAGUUGGAUUACAUGGUGACCUGUGCCGUAUGCACUCGCUCUGAUGCUGGGGAUAUUCACAUUCAUAAGAAGAAAUCUCAGCAAGUAUUCGCCUCGCCCAGCAAACACCCCAUGGACAGCAAAGGGGAGGAGUCCAAGAUCAGUUACCCCAACAUCUUCUUCAUGAUCGACAACUUCGAAGAGGUAUUUAGUGACAUGACGGUAGGAGAAGGCGAAAUGGUCUGCGUUGAGCUUGUGGCCAGAGACAAAACCAACACGUUCCAAGGGGUCAUCUUCCAGGGCUCCAUCCGAUACGAGGCUCUCAAGAAAGUGUAUGACAACCGGGUCAGUGUAGCAGCAAAAAUGGCUCAGAAGAUGUCGUUUGGCUUCUACAAGUACAAUAACAUGGAGUUUGUGCGUAUGAAAGGGCCCCAAGGCAAGGGCCACGCAGAGAUGGCAGUGAGCAGAGUAUCUACAGGGGACACCUCUCCCUAUGGCACAGAAGAGGACUCGAACCCUGGAUCCCCAAUGCACGAGCGGGUGACCUCAUUCAGCACUCCUCCCACUCCCGAGCGCAACAACCGCCCCUCUUUCUUCUCGCCGUCUCUAAAGAGAAAAGUCCCCCGGAACCGAAACGCUGAGAUGAAGAAAUCUCAUUCGGCAAACGACAGCGAGGAAUUUUUCAGAGACAGCGACGAUGACGGAGAUCUACAUAAUGUAACCAACCUGAGGUCGCGCUCAUUAUCGGGGACGGGUCGCUCGCUGGUGGGGUCGUGGCUGAAGCUGAACAGGACGGAGGAGAACGCUCUACUCUAUGCACAUCUAACCUACGUCACUUUGCCACUGCUGCGCAUAUUGUCAGAUAUUCUGGACGUGCGACAGAAGCCCAUUCUGAUGUCAUAGUGAAGGGACCACCGUUUGGGGAGGUGCCAAAGUGCCUAAUCGACCUCCUGUGAUUUUUGUUUUGGCUCCACUGAGUGUCAGCGAACAAGAAACCUACAAAAACAAAAUGACUUAACCCCUUUUCAUUCUGCAGAGACCUGCAAUGAGUGUUUCAGCCCGCUGCAGCAGCAAAGAGGUUAACAGGAAAAAACAAAAACUACCAGCCAAUCAGAAGUGCCUCUUUUUACCCUUCCUGCGGGCCUAUGAAAUAUUUACAUCUAACGGCGUCUCUGGGGGAAAAAAAAAAAAAAAGAGCGUGUUGGGGGGGGACUUUGUAACUUUAAAAAGGGGGAUCUGUUUAACAAGGAAACGAGAAUUUGCUUUAGGAACAAUUUGUGAUACUUUGUUACAAACAGUAAUCGAACAAAGGGCCACCUCCAUAAUGUGUGUUACAGAAAAGGCAACUAAUAGUGUGCCACAACUCCCAGCAGCCUUUGCUGGGGUGGAGGCUGGGAGUUCCAUUGCACAUACACUUGUGAAAUUGAAAGACCAUUUCCGCUUUUGACAUAAACCAGAAUUUCAUCGCUUUUGGGGGAGGGGAAGAAAUAACAAUCCGGCUGCAGCGCUCACCUGUUUGUAGCUCUGCUUCCUGGUUCUGUGCUUAGCACCGCCCACUAUGGGCUGGCCAGUGACUUUUUUUUUUCUUCAUUUCCUGCCAAUGAAACAUUUCCCAUUGGCUCUUAUCCUGUAGCACAGCAAGCACUCCAUCUAUUGGUCAGCAAGUAACAUUGCAGCCGCGGCUAACAAACAAAAUGGCAGCUUCCCUACCAACAGAGCAAGAAAAGGAAGAAUGUUUAAGAGUAACAACUGCACUACACACAUUUUUAUAGUUUAUAUCCUUGUUUCAAUGGUUUUUAUAUAGUAUUACCUUGAUUUUCAGACAGAUGUCACUGCCCCUUUAACCUUUCUUACCAUUGAGUUAGUUGGAUGAUGCUUGGAACGUAAUUGGGUGCAGCAUAAACAGUUGCAAAACGGAUGUAGGUUCAGUGCAGCUUAAGAAUGUUUUUGUAUCUGUUGAGGGGGGGGUAUUUAGGGAAAUUGGGGGGAGGGUGUAACUUCAUCGUCAUCACUGGUCUGUUUGCAAUCCUGAUUUGUUGUAUGUACAGAAUAAUUCAUGUGCCAUUAAGAAUCAAAGACUUUGUGCUUAGCUGGCUUGGGGCAGAUGGGGCAAUUGCAGAUGAGGUGACUUCUGUCUCCCAAUAUACAAGGGCAGCAAUGGCGUUUGCCCCGUUUGUCAUCAGUUGGAUAUUAUUGCAUCUAGAUCAAGUGUGUCCCGUCCACAGCCGUUCUCCUGUGAUGGAACUGCAGCCAGCAGUUGGCCGCUGACAGUUGCCGUGCUAGAGCAGUUCUAGGGUCAGUGAUUGGGCGUUGCGUCAUAUUUUUUAUUUAUAAUAAAUAUAUAAUAGAGGAGCUCAAACAAUUUCCUGCUGUGAGAUCCAAUGUCCGUGUUCCGUCCACCCGAUUAUCCAGAUAAAGAAGCACUUAAAUUCCAAAGAAAUCUUGCCCAAUCAGAUCAAGCCUCUCACCUGUAACCGACUAUCAAGAUAGUUUUCCAUCUUUUAGCGAUAUCACUUGUCGUCUCCCGAGACCUCGCUUUCACCUAAGUGACCUCAUGGCUUCCUUGGUUUGAGUUGUGAUCCAGUGGGUUGGACCUUGCACUAGUGGGAGGUGCUAAAUCUCAUUGUGAAUGUAGAUGCUUUCUGGUUGAAGUAGGCCAGGUCUAUGUGGGUCACCAAAACAAUUCUAAAGUAGGUCAUCAAUUUUUCCACCAGCCCCCUACGGUAAGGUGGGUAGGUUAUGGUUAUAUGACAGCUCUCUAGGUCAGGACACGAUUCCUUUUUUGUUGACCCACAGCACUAGGGAUGUACCAAAUCCAGGGUUCUGUUUAAGAUUUGGCCAUUUUCAGCAGGAUUUGAAUUGGGCUGAAUCAAAGUGCGCGGCGUUGCUCUAAUGUGCACAUGCAAAUUCGGGUUUGGUUGAAUCCUUCAUGAAAGAUAUGGGAUUCGGUGCAUCCGCUACACAUCACUUACCUGUAGCUAAAGGGAUUCUGUGCAUGGGCGUUGGGCAGAGGAUCUCAACUGACAGUUUUGUACAAUGGAGAACGGUCAUUUCAUUGAUUAAUGUGGUUUGGAGACGCCCCCGUUGGUGCCAAUGCAACAUUUCUGGAGUCUAUGGCCACUUGUACAGUAUCUGUCCCGUUGGCAUGAGCAAAUCAGUUGGACACCAUAGACUAUUGGUCAAUGUAUGGAGAUGUAUCCAGUAGCUCCUUGCUGCUCAAGACUCCGUCCCUUGUGUACGUUAACUGGGGUACUCCGAUGUAACGCAGCGCUAUGAAAAUACCAAAUGUGAUUCAUAUCUCAUUUUUGUUCGACCAAUCGUUGACUUUGUCCUGUCGCCCCCCAUUCAGUUGGGCGCUUUGUUCCUUGUUCUCUGUAUUGUGAUUAUCUUUAUAAGUUAUUGAUUUGCAGAUUUCGUUAUCCAGCCUCGUAUUUCUGUAAAUUCCGCUUCUGUUUUCCAUGCGGCUGUCUGUACAGAAUGGGUCGGACAGUAUUACACCAACAGCCGAGGGGAAACGCCACCCUGCGGAAGUACUUAGUAUUGACUCAGAAAUAAAGUUUUACACAAA